Aspergillus alliaceus is the source of this 1623-nucleotide messenger RNA. Its product is annotated as H(+)-transporting V0 sector ATPase subunit d. Lineage: Eukaryota; Fungi; Ascomycota; Eurotiomycetes; Eurotiales; Aspergillaceae. The transcript has 4 exons. Gene Ontology annotation, molecular function: proton-transporting ATPase activity, rotational mechanism. The record is from RefSeq and is a predicted model, not a curated record. Gene Ontology annotation, cellular component: vacuolar proton-transporting V-type ATPase complex; proton-transporting V-type ATPase, V0 domain; fungal-type vacuole membrane. Gene Ontology annotation, biological process: vacuolar acidification; proton transmembrane transport; vacuolar transport. Bases 170 to 1249 code for a protein of 359 amino acids.
UCCAAAGUAAAAAAAUGAAAAAAGCGAGAGCCCAUGCGAGUGGCUGAGUGGCUGGUGCGGCGGCGGUGUGUCUUACGUAACACGGGAAGCGACUGAUGAACAUGGACAUACAUACAACAGCUGUCUUACGGAGUGGUUCUGGAAUCCCGAGCUGCAUCACCAUCCCACCAUGGAGGGUCUCUUCUUUAACGUGAAUAGCGGCUAUGUUGAGGGUAUUGUCCGAGGGUAUCGGAACAGCCUCCUCACCGGCCAGCAUUACAACAACUUGACCCAAUGCGAAACCAUAGAUGAUGUCAAACUACAGCUCGCUCCCGCAUAUGGCGACUUUCUCGCCGCGCUCCCUCCUAACCCCUCCACCUCAGCCCUUGCCGGCAAGAUGACGGAUAAACUGGUCGCUGAGUUCCGUUAUGUCCUCGCCCAGGCCACAGGGUCGACAGCCAGAUUUCUCGAAUACCUAACUUACGGAUAUAUGAUCGAUAACAUUGCUCUUCUCAUUACCGGUACCUUACAUGAACGCGAUACUCGGGAGCUUCUAGAGCGAUGUCACCCCUUGGGUUGGUUCGAGACCUUACCCGUGCUGUGCGUGGCCACGAAUAUAGAAGAACUAUAUAACUCCGUGUUGAUCGAAACACCGUUGGCUGGUUAUUUCAAGGGCAGCCUUAGCCACCAGGAUCUAGACGAAUUGAACAUCGAAAUCGUGCGCAACACUCUCUACAAGAACUACCUCGAGGACUUUUACCAGUUUAUAAAUACGCACCCGGAUUUCAAGGGAACCCCUACGCAAGAGGUUAUGUCCGAGCUUCUGGAAUUUGAGGCAGAUCGCCGUGCGAUCAACAUCACGUUGAACUCCUUCGGCACGGAGCUUUCGAAGCAGGAACGGAGAAAGCUGUAUCCGGAGUUUGGUAAACUUUACCCUGAAGGCUCAUUGAUGCUUUCUCGGGCCGAUGAGUUGGAAUCUGUUUCCCUUGCAGUAAGCAUAUCGGCAGAUUACAAGGCCUUCUUUGAUGCCGUAGGCCUCACUCAGGGUGCAGGCUUCGGCGGGGGCUCAGAUGGAAAGAGUCUCGAGGAUAUGUUCUAUCAAAAGGAAAUGGAAUUGUCCAAGGUUGUCUUCACUAGGCAGUUUACACCUGCGGUAGUGUACGCAUGGAUGAGGUUAAAGGAGCAGGAAAUCCGAAACGUCACAUGGAUUGCGGAGUGCAUUGCGCAACACCAGAAGGAGCGGAUCGGCAACUUCAUCUCUGUUUUUUAAGCGAUCUUUCUCAGCACUACCUAACGUUCAAUCCAUGUGAUUUCUCCACAUUCACAGAAUCGCCUUAUUACCCCGAGACAUGUGUUUCCAUGUACCUUUUCCCUCUCGCAUUCACCCUCUCUUUAUUUUGAAACUAGUCUCAGUUACUCACUUCUAUGAUGAGCGCAUCAAAUCGCCCGGCUACAUUGCCAGUUCUUGGUCUCUUCUACUUGCCUAGGGCGUUGGGGGAUCUCGUUUUGUGGUAUAGUAUAGAUGAACUGGACAUUUGCUUAUACCUUGAAGAUAAAAAUUUCUUGUUUAACUAUAGCUCUUUGUGGUUUUUAGGUAAGCGAUAUAACCAGGUAUAUUGAGUGUGCCAGAUGCAGUUCCUGUUC